CGCAGACGGAGGGGAAGGGCGCUUGCCUCUAAACCACCGGACCGUCGACUCGCGGAUCUUAGAUCGCCGGAGCGUUUUGCGAUACAUGCGCAAUACGACGACGGCUUUGUCACACAAGGCCUCGCUUAACGAUGAAGUGCAUGUUGCUUGCUGGCAAUGACUGGUUCCUGCAUCGCGCGUUCGCGAUGUCCUUGGGCAUCGUGAUGGUUUGAAGGAGAGUCUCUAGUGUCUGCACAAGGCACGAUUAAAGCACCGGCUGGUUCUAAUCACCGGCAUUGACGCUCCACCGAGAGACACAUCGAUCGAGCUCGCGUCGCCCCCUGCUUGUUGUGCUUACGUCGAGCUCUCCAUGGCAAUCAAAGCGGCAUGAAACGCCUUUACCUACUGUAUCCAGCGAGGUGCGAUUGGCACUGGAGCAAGUGUGGCUCGCGGUGGCCCAAUGACGCCGUAUUCACUCUAUUCAAAUAGAGUCUAUUGUGUGCGUCUAAAGAGCAGGUUUCGCUCGAAAGUUUCACGCGUAAGGACUCGUCCUGCACCAAAAAACGCGAAGGUUUUCCAUGAAAGAUCAACUAGCGCCGACGUGGGGCUUUCACCAGUCCAGACGGCGCUGCCGUCGGAGCAGAUGUCCAAAAGCUCUCCCAUGUCCAAACUUCCCCACGAAUUCCAUGAAACUUCACUUUGGGUGGAUCAAAUGGUCAUCUGUGCGAUGGCGCGAGUCGCACUUGGCGAGACGCGGCCCUGGUAUAGUUAUCAGCGAGGACAGUCCCAUGAAUAUAUCUCCAAAUCAUGCAAGUUUUGCGUUUUUCGCGGCAUGCGAGGCUGCAAUGUGGCAGAAUCUAAAAGAGGGAUCGGACAGGAGCCAUCUCGACUUCGGGGUGGCUAUUUUCGCGUUGGAAGUCCGCUCCUUGGGGGCGGACGAUGAGCUGCCGUGGAGCUUUGAUGUUGAUGCAUGUGGGUUUUCAUGAUGCCACCUUUGGCAGCCUUCAAUAC
Molecule: messenger RNA, 990 nt
Organism: Phytophthora nicotianae INRA-310
Lineage: Eukaryota; Oomycota; Peronosporomycetes; Peronosporales; Peronosporaceae
Exons: 1
Coding region: 440-922 (160 amino acids)
Source: RefSeq, a predicted model, not a curated record